UUCGGGUCCAAAUUUCUGAGCCCAAUAUUAUUUGGGCCGAACUUGGGCCAGGACUACUAAAUUAUCGGGCUUAUUGGUCAAGCCCGGCUGAGUACAAUGGGUCCUAUGAUAUUAAUGUGUUUCAAUUUGAUUGGACAUGUUAUACAAACUUUAUAUGCCAUGAAUUCAAUUUUCAUGCUUUCUAA
Cetraspora pellucida is the source of this 185-nucleotide messenger RNA. NCBI's taxonomy places the organism in Eukaryota, Fungi, Glomeromycota, Glomeromycetes, Diversisporales, Gigasporaceae. The record is from the annotation of a GenBank genome assembly.